Molecule: messenger RNA, 1662 nt
Organism: Penicillium brasilianum
Lineage: Eukaryota; Fungi; Ascomycota; Eurotiomycetes; Eurotiales; Aspergillaceae
Source: the annotation of a GenBank genome assembly
AUGGAUUUCUACGGCACUGCUUCGACGGCAAUCACCCAAAUCUACCAGGUCACCGUAUUCAUCCAAGGCGUCAUCUCCGACAUCAAGGCCUUUGACGAUGAUCGCGCCGAGAUUCGACUCAAGCUGAAUCUCCAACUGUCGUCUCUGCUCUUUUUCAGGAAGAUCUUCUUUCAUCCUGAGCAUGGGUUGAUGGUCCCUGGGAAAGUAGACCCUUUCAUUGCCGAAACGGUGGAAGGGCUACUGGUGCAGAUGCGGAAGACAUUGGCCGAGUAUGAACUUGUCGCAGCCAAGUAUGGUCUCGUGGAUGAGGAGUUCGCUAUUGAGCCCGAGAAGCCCAAGGCACAAGAGUCGCUUUUGGAGCGAGCAAAGAGCAAGGCGAAAUCGCUCAAGCUCAAGGGGUAUGACUGGUCGCUCUUUGACAAGAAGAAGUUGUAUCGAAUCCUAGAGACGUACACCCAGUGGUCGCAAGAUCUGCGAAAUCUGAUGGUACAUAUGUCUCAAGAUACACUCUCUCAGCUGGCAGAGAGCGAUCAACAAGGAAUGAAGAGCAGUGGUCUAGAGCCGUUGAUGAAGCGACGGAUGCUCGCCGAGGCAGAGGCCCCAGCAGACUAUCACAGCUUGACUGGCACCCUCACGGAAGAAGGAAAGUCGACCAAGGGAUUCCAGCUGGGAACAUGGUCUGCUGGUACAUCGGAAGCAACGAAGGUCGUUGUUGAAUACCAUGAGUAUGAGGGCGAGCUCAAACGUGAUGACCUAGAGCCGGACGAAGUUGACGAGCUAAAGGCUCCAAUCCGCAAUUUGGCUUGGUUGCUUCAAAGUACCACUUUUGCCAGCAACUCAUCCGACUCGUUGGACCAGCCUAAGAUCUAUGCGCUGGAAUGCCUUGGCUUCAUCGAUCAACCCAUUGAAGAGCGCAGCGCCUUCCUCUAUAAACUGCCGGCAUACGAGUCCGACGACGGCACAUCCCUAACAACCCUGCAUACUUUCAUCAACGCCAUCGACAGUGCAAACAAAAGGCCUCUCAAGAAACCUUCCCUGAAUGAUCGCUUUAGCAUGGCGCAUAGCCUUGCCCUGACAGUCUCCAACGUCCACGCCUCAGCCUGGGUUCACAAGAACAUCUGGAGCAGAGGCAUCCUUCUCUUCCUUGAGACAUCUUCGGGAGUCAGCACUGCGGGACUCUACGAGCAACGCCUGUCGACACCCAGUCCUGGAAACAGGAUCGUCUCGUAUCUUAGUGACUGGGGUUACGCCCGGUCAGUCAAACAGGGCACCGACAUGCGAUCCGACUUCGAAGUUGAGCCCAAUCUCUAUCGUCAUCCAAACAGACAAGGCAAGCCGACACACCAGUUCAGUCGUCUGCAUGACAUAUACGCGCUGGGUGUAGUGCUCCUGGAAAUUGGGCUGUGGGUGACGCUGUCGCGGCUGAUGGAGGCUAAAAUUCGAGAGGCAGAGAACAGUGGACGUUUGCCCAAUCGGAAGAAGGUAGCUGAGGAUUUGAUGACAUUGGCAUCACAGCGUUUGCCGAUGGAGAUGGGCGUAGGUUAUACAAAGGCUGUGAUGGCUUGUUUAAAGGGUGACUUUAAGGGUACAGAGGGUCCAGCUCUGGCUGUUGACUUUCAGGAGAAGGUGGUUGAUGUGUUAAGAGGAGGGGUUGAGUUGUAA